UAUGGGACGUGUUUUUGAUGGGUGUUAUGGGACGUAUUUUUAAUAUUUUUAGAAUGUUAUUUUGACGUUGUUUUUAAGGAUAUUUUAUGGGACGGUUCUUUUUUAUGGGACGGUUUUUUAUGGUACGUGUUUUUAAUUUUUAUUUUUUAGAAUGUGUUAUUUCGACUGGAUUUUAAACGUGUUAUUUUAUGGGAUUUUUUUUUUGUGUUAUGGGACGUAUUUUUAAUUUUUGUUUUUAUCUUUGCCGUUUAGUUUAUGACGUUAAAGACUGAACACUUGGAUAAAUUAGCUGAACUAAAUACUGAUGUCGACAGUGUCGUCUACGGGUUUUCUUCAUUGUCAGCUUAUAAGCCAACAAUGCCGUUUGAAGUGAUGGUUGACGGUGUGUGUUCACCUUGUAGAAAUGUUAAAUUGUUGGAUGGUAUUUUCAAACGCAACCGCAAGAGUAUGUUAAGAUGUUGUAUUGUGACUGAAUUUGGUUUUUUUUUAAAUUUUAAAUUUUUUUUAGACUUCAACCAUGUUGAAUUUACUCUUGGGGGGGACCCGUCCCUGCCAAUAAGGGUUCUCGUUAGUUUUUUGAAAAAGGAUAAUAUUUCUGAAUAUGAUUCCGAUUCCUCUGCUGAGGAGGAAGUUGCAACAUUGGAGUCCGGUGAUGUGAAUUGGCGGAAACGAUUUAUUGAGAGUAUUUUUGGUCCUGCCUUGGCCAGGCUUUCGUCCAAGUCUUUGAGCAGGAUGAAAGGUGCCGGUAACAUAAGUUCUGACAAGUGGCACAUCCAUCAUUCAGAUUGGUCUAAAAUCUGUUUUUAUGUCGAUCAAAUUGCCAGAGAAGACGAUACUUUUGGACAGUAUCUGUAAGCUAAUUUUUUUUUGUUAUUUUUUGCGUUCACUCAUUUUGCAUAUCGAUUGUUGUUAUUUUAUUCAUAUAUAUUCUUUUUUUUUUUGGUUUAAAUGUAGAUUUUAUUGUGCCGCUCAUGGUCUCCACAUGUCCCCCGAAUCCACCGUCCCUUUUAUUAGUAGG
This is a messenger RNA of Rhopalosiphum padi (bird cherry-oat aphid), 1018 nucleotides long. RefSeq lists its product as uncharacterized. Lineage: Eukaryota; Metazoa; Arthropoda; Insecta; Hemiptera; Aphididae. The record is from RefSeq and is a predicted model, not a curated record.